AGGGGAGUUUGAACUGGGCAUGCGCAGUGCGCCUGGCAGCGGGCGGCUGUUUGAGGAAGUUUGGAUCAACUUUCUACCUGCUGCCGCGCUGGCUUCAUUAAUGCUGUCCGCUACAGAAAUGACCUCAACAUCAGAUCUGGAGCAGCUGGCAGAAAUAGAACUGCAGAAGGAGGAAGAGGAGGAUGAGGAGGAUCAGAGGUGUGUCACAGAUGGUCCAUCAGUUCCUCCCAGCAGCACAGUCAGUCUCGAUUCUUCUCACCCGUAUUACGAUGUGGCUCGACACGGCAUCAUCCAGGUCUCCGGUGACGACAAGUACGGCAGGAAGUUGAUCAUCUUCAGCAGCUGCUGUUUGCCUCCAUCACACCAGCUGAACCACCAACGCCUGCUGGAGUACCUGAAGUUCACAUUGGACCAGUAUGUGGAGAUGGACUACAUCCUGGUUUACUUCCAUUAUGGUCUGAGGAGCAGCAACAAGCCGUCUCUCAAGUGGUUACGAGAAGCUUACAGCGAGUUCGACAGGAAAUACAAGAAGAACCUGAAGACUCUGUUCGUCGUUCAUCCUACAAACUUCAUCAGAAUCGUCUGGAACAUUUUCAAGCCUCUGAUCAGUCACAAGUUUGGGAAGAAGCUGACGUACGUGAACUACCUGGCUGAACUGCGGGAUCACCUGAACUACGAGCAGCUCAUCGUCCCUCCUGACGUCCUCAGGCACGACGAAAAGUUACGAGCCGCUCAGAGAGGCGGACCCCCUCCCUCAGUGAAGACCCCCAUCGACCCCCUGCCCACGCAGCAGUUUGGCGUCAGCCUGCAGUACAUCCGAGAGAAGAACAGGGAGGCGAUCGUCCCGCCUGUGAUCUCCCAGACUGUGACCUACCUGAAGGAGAAAGGUCUGAGGACAGAGGGGAUCUUCAGACGUUCGGCUCGUGUUCAGCUCAUCAAGGACGUUCAGAAACUCUAUAACCUGGGGAAGCCCGUAGACUUUGAUCAGUAUUCUGACGUCCACGUUCCUGCUGUGAUCCUGAAGACGUUUCUCAGAGAGCUUCCUGAACCGCUGCUCACCUUCAGAGUCUACAGCCAGGUGCAGGACAUCAUCAACGUGGAGAGCAGUCUGCGGGUCAGCAGGUGCAAACACAUCGUGGAGAGUCUACCUGAACAUCAUUUCAUCGUGGCAAAGUUCCUGCUGUGCUUCCUCCACAUGGUGUCUCAGGAGAGCAUCGUGAACAAGAUGAGUCCGUCUAAUCUGGCCUGUGUGUUCGGGGUGAACCUGGUUUGGCCCCGUCACGGUUCGAUCUCUCUGACCGCCCUGACCCCCAUCAACAUCUUCACCGAGAUCCUCGUCGAACAUUUCCACACCGUGUUCGGCUCCCGCUGCCCACCUGCACAGGUAACACCCUGAACCUGCAGACCAGCACCCGGCUCCACGCGGUCUCUCAUCCUCUGGGAGCGUACUCCCUUGGUUUGUCUUUCGGCCUGUGCGGCUGACGGCCAGACUGCGGAUGUUUAUCUUCCGAAAGACUUUUGUGUUUCCUCUCAUCUGGACAGAAUCUCAGUUUCUACACAAGAAAUAUCCAAAUCUAAAAGUCGGACUGCCGCUGAAGCAUUCCUGCUCCCCAGAGGAUGAGCCGUGACACCGUGCACGCUGUUCUCUAGCGCCACCAUCAGGACAGAAUGUCAACUUUACACACAGGACGUAUUAUAGCUUUGGGCAACAUGGUGAUUUAGGUCUGUCAGCUGGUAUGGAUUUCUCUCCUUUCAGUAUUUAAUAUGUGUCCAAUGAGCAGAAGUGAUUUAUUAGAUUUGCAUCAAUGUGAUUUAUAAAACGUUAAUUUAGGAGUUUCAAUGUAAGUGAUUAAUCAGAAACACACAUUUUUAUCUAUAAAGUUUCUCCUUCGGGUUUCUAGGAAGUUUCCUACGUCAUGGUAAAAGAUUUUAUGAUGUAGUUUAGCAUUUACAAAAAAUAUAAAUAUUUAAUAAACGGUUUAUAACAGUA
Messenger RNA from Siniperca chuatsi (mandarin fish), 1990 nucleotides. Its product is annotated as rho GTPase-activating protein 8-like. Gene Ontology annotation, biological process: small GTPase-mediated signal transduction; negative regulation of endocytic recycling. NCBI's taxonomy places the organism in Eukaryota, Metazoa, Chordata, Actinopteri, Centrarchiformes, Sinipercidae. Gene Ontology annotation, molecular function: GTPase activator activity. Gene Ontology annotation, cellular component: cytoplasm. The record is from RefSeq and is a predicted model, not a curated record.